GAUAGUGUAAUGGGCUCCAGCUAUAUGCAUAGGAAGGUUACACGUGUGUUUCGUGUCGACAGAAUGCUAUGUGUUUACUAAUACUUAGGACAAGUGAAGCUCAGCUACAAUACUACAUACAUGAUUUUAUUGUAACUGCGUCUUCCGGUGCAUAAUGGGUCUUUGUAAAACUGCUCUACCUAUGGGUGCAUUUCGAUUAAAAGUCAGACAGAUGAGAGAGAAGAUGAAUUUAGUGAACUGUGUGUAAACUGUUUCACGUAAAUUAGACGGAGGAAGUAAGGGAGACAGAAAUGAUUGUAGGUUGGCCAAAUAAAAGAUUGGAAAAUUAAAAAGAGGGUAUGGAGAGGAGAUGAAGGAAAAGGAGGGAAGGGACAAGGGAAUUGUUUUAACACAAGGGAAAUGGAGGACGGUAGGUGCAGAAGAAUAACAACAAAACAGACAAAUUCAAGGAAGGUGAAAAUAAUUCAAGAAAAGGCAGAUAGAUGCCCAAAACUGGCAAAAGACAAGAACAAAAGGAGACAGAGAAAUGUAGCCGAAAAAAUGACAACAAGCGCUGUGAAACUGCUGCCUUUAAGCCACAUUUCAACUAUUCAAAUGUGACAGAAGAAUUUAUUUUUGUAUUUAAAAGUAAAACGUGAGUUGUAAGACAAGUAUCAGUGGUAGUGUGAUGUGUGUGUCUUUAUAGUGGAAAAGUUGAUGAGUGCUCAAACCGUGUGAUACAGAGUGCAGUUGUGGAUGCAGGAGGUGCAACAGUGGCCCGCGGGCACGUGACUGUUGCCCGCCCGCUGGGCCUAGUAUGGGCCAACAGUUCAUCGUCACUAUGAACCCUGCCACAUCAGGCAAGUCCUCUACCCGUUCCUCGGGCUACCAUCAGAAAGCCUUAGCGGAAAUUCGGAACUCACUGUUGCCAUUCGCGAAUAUUGGCAAUCUUGGAGAGAAUUUAGGUUCAAGUGCUGCAAGUACUAUCUCAACUCUUUCAACUACUAGUGGAAUAAGUUCUGCCUCUGGUCAUAGUGGAAUAAGUGCAGCUUCAGGUAGCAACGGAAUUGAAAAGGACUUGACCCUUCUGCGUCAGACACUUGUCCAGCUUAUGAGCAUGGGGUACACAGAGGAAGCAUCAGUACGUGCCUUGAAGAUGUCAGGGGGCAGGUUUGAAGCAGCUCUUGAAUUUCUUCCAAAACAGCAGCAGACUGAACCUGUCAAUGGAAUAUCUAAGGGGGCAUCCUCUGGCUUGCCAUCACUGAGUACAAAACUUAUACGUAAACCAAGUUUGGAAAGAGAGUUGAGUUUGCAUCGUGGCAGUCCAGCAUUGGAUAGUGGUGCUGGAAGUUCACGAUCUGAUAGUCCUCGUCUGGCAGACCUUGUGUCACACCCUCAGCUCAGUCGGCAGUACUCCCCAAGCAGCUUUGCAGAACCUCCACCUCCUCCCCCUCCACGAUGUAGCUCUACACCUCCUCCUCCUCCACCACCUCAUGCUUCAUAUCCUACAGUCACUACCAAUAUGCAGCAGCUGUUGAAGCGCAUGUCUCCUGCACCUGUGGUUCCGUCCCGACCCCCAGCAGCUCUCCCAGGGGGUGCAGGAAACAAUCAGACUUGCCCGCAACCUGCCCAGCGUGGUACAAGCCCAGUUGCUUCUUCUGGUACCAGUAUAGGAAACUCUUCAUCUGGGCGGCAACCUAUGAUUGUACAGAAUGGCCCACAAGUCCAGCAGCAGUUGUCACAACAGAUGCAGGCUCUGAACUUGUACCAGAGCAAUAGUGUAGCUAGUUCCACUUCCUCAGAGCCACCUCCUCCUUAUCCCCUUGUUCCUGCUUCACCAACAGUUCCUCCUCCACCACCAUCAUAUACAGUUUCUAUUCAGAGUCGCCAAAGUCCCACACAAUCACAGCAAGAUUAUCGGAAGAGCCCUUCAUCUGGGAUAUACUCUGGUCCAACUUCAGCAGGUUCUCCAAGCCCCAUAACUGUGUCUGUUGCAAGUCCCACUCCCACGUCUGUUGCUCGACCAACACCACUGCAAGCUUGGGGUGCACGUCAAGCAAAAACUCAGCCACCUAUUAUUAUGCAGUCUGUUAAAAGUACCCAAGUUCAAAAACCUGUUCUACAAACAGCCAUUGCACCCACUGCACCUCAGCCUAUCCCACCUCCAGUCACAGUUUCAACCCAGUCUUCACCUCAGCCUCCACCUCCAUCUUAUGCAUCCUCAAUCCAGCAAAAGCAGCAGGUUCAGGCACCUCCAUAUCAGAAACAAACACCACCACCUGUGUUGCCUCAGCAAGCUUCAGUGUCACCAGUAACAACUUCAAGUCCAGUGACUGUUCCCACAACAGACCCUCCUAGUUAUGCAAGUACCAUGCAAGCCUUGGCUGUACAGAGAGGCAUGGUCACCCCAGCUGUACAUCUUCAUCAUCCUUUACCCCCACCACCAUAUGGACCAACUGGCGAAGAUGGAAUUCCUCAAAUUUUAGGUGGUGCUCAGGUGGCUACAGUUGAAAGUGCAGUUGCACCAAGACCAUCCCCUGUUGUUCAAGCAGCACCAACCCCCCACCUUCACCCACCACUGCAGAGGAAGUACUCCCCUGUAGUCACUGUAGACACCAUGACCUCCCGUUCUGAGAGUCCAGUUUCAACAUCAUCAUCUGACAGCAGAACAGUUCCACAGUCACCUACAGCUGGCAUGUACGUGGCAUCUUCAACGGAAAAUACUGUUGGAGUACCACAGCAGACACCCCCUCUUCCUCCUAUGGCUUCUUCAUCUGUGGCUAAUAAAAAUAAAAAUAAUCAAGUUCCAACACAGAAUGGUGGUGACAGGAGACCAAGUCACCCAGGGCCUACACCACCAUCAUAUAAAAUUAACCACCAGUCUCCAAUUCCAGAAAGGAAACGUAUGAGCAAAGAAAAAGAAGAAGAAAGAAGAGACUGUAAAGUACGUAAUUAUUCACCCCAAGCUUUCAAAUUUUUUAUGGAACAACAUGUAGAAAAUGUUAUAAAAUCACACAAGCAGCGAGUAUUCAGACGUUUGCAGCUUGAGACAGAAAUGGCAAAAAUUGGUCUUAGUGCUGAAGCACAGUGCCAGAUGCGGAAAAUGCUUUCACAGAAAGAAUCAAAUUACAUCCGUCUUAAACGAGCAAAAAUGGACAAAUCAAUGUUCACUAAAAUCAAGCCAAUUGGUGUAGGUGCUUUUGGGGAAGUGGCACUUGUGCGGAAGAUCGAUACAAAUCAUCUUUAUGCAAUGAAGACUCUCCGCAAAGUAGAUGUUCUGAAACGGAAUCAGGUGGCUCAUGUGAAAGCAGAAAGAGACAUUCUUGCAGAGGCAGACAAUGAGUGGGUUGUCAAACUUUACUAUUCCUUCCAAGACAAAGACAACCUAUACUUUGUUAUGGACUACAUCCCUGGAGGAGAUCUUAUGUCACUUCUCAUCAAGUUAGGAGUAUUUGAAGAACCACUUGCAAGGUUCUACAUAGCAGAAUUGACUUGUGCUGUAGAAAGUGUUCAUAAGAUGGGAUUCAUCCAUCGAGACAUUAAGCCGGACAACAUUCUUAUUGAUCGUGAUGGGCACAUCAAACUCACUGAUUUUGGCCUCUGCACAGGAUUUCGCUGGACGCACAAUUCCAAGUACUACCAACGAAAUGGUGAACAUGGUCGUCAAGAUUCAAUGGAUCCAGCUGAGGAAUGGAGUAAUGAAUGCCGUUGCCAUCAACUGAAGCCCCUAGAGCGAAGAAGGAGAAGGGAACAUCAACGCUGUCUUGCACAUUCUCUUGUUGGUACACCUAACUACAUUGCACCAGAAGUCUUGCUACGUACAGGCUACACACAGUUGUGUGAUUGGUGGAGUGUUGGAGUCAUUUUGUAUGAGAUGCUUGUAGGUUCACCACCCUUCCUAGCUAGUACACCUGCAGAAACACAGUUCAAAGUUAUCCAUUGGGAGACGACACUUCGCAUCCCUGAAGCAGCUAAUUUAUCCCCUGAGGGAAUGGACCUUAUCCUCAAGCUUUGUACUGGAGCAGACAGAAGGAUAGGGAAGAAUGCAGCGGAAGUGAAAACUCAUCCAUUUUUCAGCAGUGUAGACUUUGACAGAGGAUUUCGUCGUCAGGUGGCUCCCCACAUACCUCGAAUCCAGUAUCCGACUGAUACAUCUAAUUUUGAUCCAGUUGAUCCUGAAAGGCUUAGGAAUUCAGGAUCAUCAGGAUCAGAUAAAUCAGAUGAAUUAUUGGACAAUGGGAAACCUUUCCAUGGAUUUUUUGAAUUUACUUUUCGGAGAUUUUUCGAUGAUGGAGGUGGUCCUGCAUAUCCAAGUAAGAUCAGUUUAGAUGACAAUGACAACCAAGGACCUGUUUAUGUAUGACAUGAAAUGGUGGGAGGAAAAUCCUGGUGAAGAUCUGUCAAAUGCUGUGGUAAGAUUAUUUCAAGAAAUUGUUGUAUUGGUAAGUCAGAAGAUCAUAUUAUUUUAAGAUCAUACCUGGUGCAAUCAGCCAGCUUCUAUAAAAGUGUUUCCCGGUUCGGUCAGUAAGGGCAGUGUGAUAAAUUGAUGCAUAAUGUUGUUGAAUAUGUGAUACCCUUUUGAUUUGUUAAUGUUCUCUUGAAACAUACAUAGUAUGAAAAACAGAUUGUAGUCAUCUGCAACUGUUCAAACCAUAGUAGCCAUAUUUUUUAUAGAUAUGCCAGGAACAAAAAGACAUCAGUUUGUGACUCUGUUAUGAGUUUGGAAUGUGCAUAGUAUUAUGUAUGCAGUUUAUGUGUCAUAACUGAAUUGUAAAAGCUGGUGACCCUACAGUUAAUGAACAUUAGGUUCCGUAAAAGGCAGGGAAUUUCUUGACUAGCCAAGUGAGUAUUUGCUUCACACAAAUGUCUUUAUUCUAUGGAGUUCAGUUAAGUGUACAGAGCAACAUAAGUCAACACAAGCAACAGAAGUGAAAGAAUGUUAUGGUGCUGUUACUCAUAGUCCCUCCCAUGAAUUUUGUAAUAUUAUACUGCCAUUCAUAAGUAAAACCCUAAAUAAUAUUGCAGUUGGUAACUUAGUUUCAUGCCAUGAUGCUUAUUUAACAUUAAUUGCCAGUGUUUUGUGUAGAGAGCAUAUUUACUACUGUCAUAAAAUGAUGGAUCUGUAAAUUGCUCUUCUGUAGGAAUGUGUAAUAUGUGAUGAGAAAUAUUUAUUGAAAAAGUGAGAUAUUAGUCACAAAGUGGCUUAUUAAAAAUGUGAAAUAAAAAUAUGAUAAAUUAUAUUUCUCUCUGACUGGAAAACAUGCUGGAAGAUGGUGUACUGGUUGAUUCACAUUGAAUAUUUAAUGUAACGUAAGGCUUACUGUCAUAUAUUCAUAAUGAAUAAUUGCUUUUGCUGUUCAUGUUAACAGCUUCUGCCAGUACUGUUACAUGAACAGUAAGUACUAUUACAUGAAACUUAAUUCAAUUCUCAUAGUAUAUAGUUUUAUUUAUGUAUGUAAAAUUUGUAAUGAAAAUCUUGCUCUUGGUUUGUGGAAAGGAACUCCAAUCCCAGUGAAUAAGGGCCCAAUUUUGUUUAUGUUAUUACAGUAAGCAAUAUCAGAGCGCUUGUAAUUAUACUUUAGUCUUGCAAAAAGAUUCUUAUCACUCCUAUUGAUUAACUGAAGUAUGCAACUGUGGUUUUAAUUUUCCAGAAAUAUCAUCUUAAUUAUAUAUAUAAUUAUUGGAAGUAUGUUAAAGAACAGUGAUUGCACUGUUGAAAUUUGAAAUAGUAAUUGUUCAAAGUGCUGUUUCCACAAUUCUUGUUACAUUUUGAAUGUGAAUCCACCUUAUUAAUGUUAAUAUAUGUUUUGUUGGUCAGAGUGGUAAUAAUGAGGGUUCUCAGUUUUAUUUUUGAACAUUUAAAAUAUCUCUAUAUUCACUAUUUAGUAUGUGAAUUGUGUGUGAUUACAAAACUUUUGUAAUAAGAAGGUAAAAGGGAAAUAUUCUAAAAGUAAAUUUCAAAACAAAUGAAUAUCAUAUGAUGUCUUGUAUUAGGAAUAUAAUUCAUUUGUGAUUGUCUUAUGUGGUAUUGUCAUACAGUGCUUUAUUUCAUCUGAAGCUGUGCCUUAAAUGUUUCUUUUUAAUAUUAUCCAAAGUGUAACAAGAUUUACUGAAAUUUAUAUAUGAAAAUGUAAAUCUUUUUGAGGGAAUAUGUUUCCAAGAGUGGGAUGGUUACAAAAACAUAACAACUUUUAAAUUCCUUUUAGUUGUAACCAGAGUAAUCUGUUACCAGUAAAACAGUGUAUUUGUAAAGUAACAUGUUAAAUUGGCAAUCACAGUGUCUUGUAAACAUUUCUAUUUUUGUUGUAUUAUAUUGGUAAAACAUUAUAAAAUCAGAAUGUUUGCAAAUACAUAGAUUCAUAUUUAUAGGAGAAAAAUUUUAGGGUAAGUACGAGGUCUAACCAAAAAGUAUUAAUCUGUGAAGACUGAGAUGUUGUACUUACAGGUGAUUAAUUAUGUUCGAAGUAUCUUCCUUCAGCACAUAGACAAUUCCCAUUCCUGGCAUGCUAGAAGCAUCAUUUUACAUCUGGUCUGUUGAAUUGUGUUCAGUUGUUUCCACAUCAUCAAAUCUUUUUAUCAUUCAUAAGUUUUUUUGUUUUAUUGGACAGAAAAGAGACACAGGUGAAUAGGAAGGCUGUCUUGUUUGCAAAAUAAAAGGUAAAAGUUGUGGUUCUUUCCUGCUCUUGUUUUAGCAGUUGUGGAGUGAACCUUGCUGGGAUAUGCCACAUUCCAAAAUCUUUGGUUAAAAUUGCCUGGAGCCAUAAUGAUUCCUGCCUCAUCAGUCAUUUCACAAAAUGUCAGUCUUUUAUCUGCCAUUUGAUAUUGAGAAAUGCAUUUGGGCUACUGAUUCACAAUUUGUACUGAGUGAACAGCUUCCCAUAAGCUUAUGACUUCUGAUGGACAUUGUUCCUCUUUUAAACAAUGGAGGCAUUCAGAAACUUGUGCUGGGCUUACUGUUGGGUAUAAAAAUGCUGUUUACAUCAGUCAGGAAGUUUAAUGUCCUAGUUUUCUGGUCUUUGUGCAGAAUUUAGUGUGUACAGAUUUUUCUGUGCUGUCAGACAUUGUAGGAAUUGAUACAUGACUUUAAAUACCAACCACAGUAGCUCAGUCAGCAUAGUGAUUAGUCUGUGGGCUCAACAGCAGGAGAAUUAGGGUUCAUUUCCCAUUUUGGCAGAUAUUCUUCUCUUCACUGUCGUAUCCAGAUGAGCUUUGGGUCUACCCAUUCUCCUAUCCAGUGGGUACCAAGGGCUGUUUCCACGGGGGUGAAGUGGCUGUAGUGUGAAGCUGACUGUUCACCUCUGUCAAGAGCUGAGGUUAGAAAUGUGUGGAGCUGUACCUCCAUCCUCCCAGUAUGUUUUUGUGGUGCAGUGUUUAAUUAAUCACGUGCAGGAACAACUUUACCUUCAUCACAAAUGGUUAAAUCACUGGAACACACAGGGACAUGAAGUAGACCAAGGGCUUUAUAAUCUUAGGAUUAGGGAUCUAAGAGCUUUGUUUGUUAUAAGCGUAACAGAACUAAAGUGAUUGAAACACCAAACCAACAAUUUUACUUGUCACUGAAGAGUUGUGGUAUUACUGUUCAACAGUAUGGUUGUUUAGUGUACCUGAUAUUAAAAUGCUAGUGCUAGGUAGAAGUGAUUGUAACCAGCUUACCAAUAUUAUUCUGAAAAGUGGAAAACUUACAAGUCACUUGGUGAUUUCCAGUGGAAGCAGUGAGAUGCUUUUAAGCUUAAAUCUCAUUUUCAGUUUCAGUGGACUCUAUUAAGUUGUAUUCAACUGUCUCUUAUUGUUGUUAUUUAUUAACCACAGUGCCGUUCUCACCAUAUGCUGGAUGUCAGAUCAGUUAGUGAACAAAGUGUUCUGUGAGUACCAUGUAGUCAUCUCCAAAGCUGUAUAUGUCAUUCUUUUUUAUGACCUGUCAAACUAGGUGGUAUGCUGUUAUUUGCAUUAUCAGUUUUGGUGAGUAGUAAUAUGAGUUCUAAAAUUAAAAUUAAAGUUAUGUUAGAACUGAUACCGAGCUUAAUAAUCGAAUAUAUUAUUUUAUAAAAUUGGGUCUCUUUCCUCUUUAUUUAAGAUUUGUGGUCACUGACAGAUCAGUAUUCUGGUUUUGGAAUUUGUGUAUUUUUUCUUUUGAUGCAGCUUUGUAUUUAUGUCUGGAAUGUGUUGGUUAUUGGUGUUUGGUAUUAUUUGUAAUUAAUACAUACAUACAUAUAUAUAUAUACUACUCCCUUCUAGAUUUUGUCUUUAUGGAGCAUGGAUCAGGAUUGUGGAACAGUUACAAAUAAUUUAUGUUUAUACGAGCUGUGUGCGGAUAAGUGAGCUGCUGUAAGCUGAUGUAAUUUUUCAAAUAUUGGAUUGUGAUUAUUGUUAUUGUUCAUAUGAAAGGACUGCUGAUUAGAUAAAUGUGAUAAUUUCUAGAUUAUUUGGGGUGUUUCCUUUCCUUGCCACUUCUUUGUUGUCCGUGGUAUCAGUUACUUUGUCAUGUGUGUGUCCUUAAUUUUAAUACCUGGCUGGAGUAUCCUAAACUUCCAUUGUUGGAUAUUGGUUGAAUAUGUUCUCUAAGUCUUAUGUUGAAGCUUCAUCCUCUUUGAUAUAUUUAUUUGGGCAGUCUGAGCAUUUAGGCAGUGCAUACCACUUUGACUCUAUUCUGAUCUUGGUGGUUUUUGGUUUCAUGGUAUUUGCUGUGCAAUUCUUAAUUUGAUGUUAGUAUCAUGGAAUAAUAUUGUAAUUUUUCUUACUUUCCUGGGGUACGCAAGUCUCACCUCAUUACAGUCUCAAAUAUUUUAGUAUUAAGCACAUCAGUUAAUCUUCAUCUUUAAUUUCAGUUCUAAGCUCAUAUAUUUUUGUACUAAAAAUAAAAUUGGCUGUGCCAUAAGGGUGUACCAAGCUGCAUGAUAAGACAUGCAGUGUAUGUAACCAUGACUGCAUGGUAGUCAGAACUUAUAAGUUUAUUAACUGGAUGACUUUGUGUCCCAUAUGUGGUGAGAAUAACAUUGUGGUCAAUAAAUAGUUACAAGAAAUGAACAUCAUCACUGGUGUAUUUUGUAUAAAUGGCAGUUACGUAUAGCCAUUCACCUAAACAUAACAGGAUGCUAUAAUGUAGAACAAGGAACAACAAUGAACUGUGUUUCAUUAUGUAAUGCAGAAUUGUGGCUUUUAUCUUUAUAGCUUUAAACUAAUGUACCUCCAGAAAAGUUGCAGUUAUGUUUAAAUACGUGAAAUCGUUUGGUGGUUUAAAAUAUAGGUCAUUUUUCAUAUGUGUCUUGUGAUUUGUUGUAAUCCAUGUAAUAGUAUGUUGCAAAUUUAUGCUAAGACAGAAAUUUGUAAUAUGCAAUCAUAUUCAUGGAAUAAAGGAAAACCGCCUAAUAUGGGGAGGUGUUUCUUUCAGGCUUAAUGCUAGGACAAGAUGGAUUUUUACAUAUGUACAAAUGGCAGUGAUAUAUUAUUAAUUAAACACUUAUAUGAGGAAUGUCUGAAUAGCUGGUUCAAAAGUAACAUUUGAAGAAAUACUCCCAAAGUAAAAAGGAAAGAAAGAAACCAGUCUCUCCAUGUUAGGCCACCAGCGUUCCCAGUGUGAUGAGGUUAUAAUACUGCGUGGUAGAUACAUUUUCUUCAUUGGAACAGUCAGAUGUUCCAAAAGCAUAUAUUUUAUGAACUUGUAAGGUUUUAAAUAUAAUCCUUAAUCCUUUAAAGCACGGUGAUUACUGUAUACCACGUACUUUAACAUAAAGGAUCCCAACAUUUUGCCCACAGAGUGCAUUUAUGGGUUUCAUAUGAUUCUAAAAAUAAACGGUGAUUUUUACCCUAUGUGGCAUUAACUGAUUGGUCAUUGUAAUGGAGGCACAUUAUGUUUUCUGUGAGGUAGGAACUGAAUUUAUUUAUUAUUUCAAUAUACGGGCUCCAAAGGAUGUGUCUAAAUUCUGUAAAUUUAUCAACAAAGGAAGGACUAAUUUCAGUGCUUUACAGCUUGUCAGCAAUAGAAUAGUAAGAAAAAGAUAAGUGGAGAAAAUGUAAUAAACUGGAAAUGAAACAAAAUGUAAAUGUUACAGGGAUAGUUUCUGUGGUACAGAGUGGCUUCUGUUAUUUUGAAGAGUAGUGCUGAUGUAGACAGAUCCCUUGCUCUGAAUCUUUGCAAAGUGUGUCAUGCAGACUGUGCAGCAGACCCAUUCUUCAUCUUCUGGACCCUCCAAGAAUAGGCUGGAGCUUUCUCAUCAACAUUAUCUGAUAAAGAGUUUCUGAUUUGCAGAGAUACAUGACCAUUUCUGCCUAAGAACCUGAAGAGCUCCUGUCCACUGCAUCUGAUUCUUGAUCAUCCAUCGUAAUGAAGGGGAGUAGUAUUGUGGAUAGUUAGAAACAUUGGAUGAUCCCCAAAUACAAGAUAAGUUCUGAGAAAGCAAGGAUCAUCAUACAUUCACAUACUUAGGAAAUGACACCCUGGAGUCACUGUUUUAAUGUUACCAUUAGUAUGCUGCAAAUAAUUUUUUAGGCUGGUUAAUGUACUGGUGUUAUAGCAUUGUCUCAGUUCAGGGUCAAGGAAGUGUGUAUACUAUUAACUCUAAUAAUCCAUGACUGAAAUGUAGGCAUACUGAUGGGUGUGAUGCAGAGAUUUUUAUUUUUAGUGGUAGAGUGCAGAGCAUGUUACACUAUCCGUUUUCCUCCCAAGCCCCCUUCUUUAGAACACCAAGUUAAAUGAUAUGGGCAAUGAACAGUCUGGUGUUAGAGUGACAGGUUUUUGCCAUUGCAUGUUGAAACAAAUAGAAGGACUGAUCUCCUGCUUCCAGAGUGAAAUAUUGCUAGAGCAUAGAAGAGACCUGACAACUGGGGAUACCAUUGAAGAUACCACUCUUGUUGGUUUUAGAAAACAGUUUUUGUGUUCCAUUUCUCUGUGCCAAUUGACAAGCUAAAUGACACACAGGUUGCGCCCCCCCCCUCCCCGCACAGAAUUGCCAGUAAACUCAGCGUGUCUGUUGGCUGUUGUUUGGGGUACUCAGACUAAGAUUGAUAUAAAUUUUAAUCACUGGAUUUUGAUUUAAAUGUUAUACAUCCUACAAACAAACUGAUUUGUUUUAGGGUGGUAAAUAUUUGAUAUACUUUUAAAUAAAUUAAAUCUUAUUUUCCAAUCAGAGUAAUGCUUCAAAGUCCAUUAUGUAGUUUUGUGAGUUCUACAUACAGUAGCAAAAUGUGUCUCGUCAUGCUGGAAUUCUAGCUAAAGAGGUAUGACCAUUAAUGAUAAUGAGUGGCAAGUACUGUGUGUUGCAAUCCACUAAACCAGUCAGUAAAGCAUGAAUGUUAAAUUGUGAUCUUAGACGGUGAUGUUUCAUAUUUUGAAAGAAAUGUCUUAGUGAAUGACAAACUAUCAUCAGAUUCAUUCCAUGACACAACUCGUUUAUGGACAAAAUUUGUUUCUGUAAAUGAGAAGUAACAAGUGUUUAGUCUUGUUCAUAAAAGUAUUGUAACUUUAAUUUAAUAAUUUCGCUUUGUCAUUUUUUCAACAAAAACAUUUAUGGUUUUUUACUUUAGAAGAUCAUCUGUUUACUUUAGAAGAUCUUCUGUCACUUCUCAUUUAUUGUCAGAAUCUUUCAUUUGAUAAUAAAAAGCAAACUAUAUUAGUAUCUGAAGGGUUUUUUCUUCUGGGAUAUUUUCCUCUGAAAUUUUGGAUGACUUUCUCCAGAUGACACUGUGUUGUGGCCCAGAAGAUAUAACUCUUCAGAGUCACUACUGCAAGAACCUCAGAUCAUGUAUUAGUAUCUUUUAUCCCAAUCACCUUUUAUUGAAUGACUUUUCAUGUGUUUUGGAGAAGUUGAGACUUAAGUAAACUAACCACAAUACGUUCGAUACAGUCUGAACAUAAAUGGCAAAUUUAGAAAUUGUUGAGUUUGUAAUUGACUGGUGUAAAACAAUAGUGGGACCAACAAAUUGGUGUCUUUGCACAUAUUAAAAUACGCCUUUUAUAGAGAGGAAAUGUAAUCACAUGUUUCUGGUAGGUAAUGAAAGCCUAUUUGUGGCUGGGAACCUUUUUGGUUUAUAAUGAGGAUUUCAUUGUAUUCAUAGUAAUUCAGAUUGUGUUGAGAUUACAAGUGCUAUGUUGAGCAAGGUUUCAAGUUUGCAAUAUGUGUAUACAUUUUCUUCAGAAAUACCUUAAAUAUGGUGUGUUUUCCAGCCAAGUGAAAUUGAGAAUAUCGAGCAUAUGUAUUGUGACUAAACACGAUCAGGCUAUAAUGUAGGUAGGUUAGGAUAGGUAUAAGAUGAAACCCCAAUGGAAGAGGAUUUUGUAAACAAUAUUUGAUUCAGGAACCGGUUGCUUACAUUUUAUGUACUGUCAUCCAGAAAAGAUACCCUGGAUUACACAAACUACAUCUCAUUAAUGCUGAUAUUCUUGGUCCAUGAGUACUUUAUAUACUCCUUGCAUAUAUUUAAACAAAUGAUGUAUGGAACUAACUUCAGUCUGGAUUAUAUACAUAAAUACUCCUCAUUUUAGUUUGUUUAGUAUUAUACAUUUGAUGUACAUAAUAUACAGGGAAUAUUUAAGACCAGUGAUUGAAAAUACAACAUAAAUAUAUGUGUAGUCAUGAAACUGGUUAAGCCCAAACCAACGGUUGUUUCAUAAAUUAUGAUGUAAAUUGCAACAGCUUUUUGUUUUGUGCAAUAUUUAAUGAUGUCAUAUCAGCAACAGAAGAAGUAAAGACCUGAGAAUGUUUAUCUAUAAUACAUGUAUCAUAUUAACUACCAGAAGUGCCUUACAAAAUGUACAUAAAGUUCUAAUGCUGGAUUUUA
Cryptotermes secundus is the source of this 12753-nucleotide messenger RNA. RefSeq names its product serine/threonine-protein kinase Warts (gene wts). Lineage: Eukaryota; Metazoa; Arthropoda; Insecta; Blattodea; Kalotermitidae. The record is from RefSeq and is a predicted model, not a curated record. Bases 797 to 4342 code for a protein of 1181 amino acids. Gene Ontology annotation, molecular function: protein binding; protein serine/threonine kinase activity; ATP binding. Gene Ontology annotation, biological process: hippo signaling; positive regulation of apoptotic process; regulation of organ growth. The transcript has 7 exons.